GUGAGCUGAUGCGUUGUAGCUAAUAAUAUUUUGUUCAUAGCUAGAAUAUAAAAGGAUGCAUAGUCCAUUGCCUUGCAGUUAGCUGUUUGUAGAUUACACGGUUGACGUCCCUUAGAAGAUUAUUCUCCAACACAUAGGAAAUAGUACUUUUAUACACAUAAUUAGAAAAUGUAACUAUAUCAGUCUUUCUGAGUCGGAAGAACACUGUACGUUAGCUAAGCUAACUAGCUAGCUCGCCGCAGUUUCUGGAAAAUUCUACGGACGUCCUUUGGUCACGCGUGAGUCUCGCUUGUGUUUAUCUGCUGGUUGAGGUGGCAUCAAGCGUGAAUGUAAAGCCUACCACGCCCCUUACUGAGCUGAGACUGUAUAAACGAAAAAUAAAAUAAACGCCCUUUAUUUGAUAGGACUGCUGUGGGGAUUACACUUGCAAGAAAUAUUACCCGUUUUUUCCCCAUUUUAGCCCUAGCUACGUAUUAGGUUGUACCUUAAGAUAACCGUAAGCUAUCAUUUUCGGCUGAAUGAGAGAUUUCAGGAUGGUGUCUAAAGGUGAUGGAAUUUUCAGGGUUUGCCGAUAAGACGCUCGUCUUAACAUCUGUUAUUUCCCUGGGCGUGAUGGAAUGAACGCGAGGAAUGUAAACUCUAUCCUAGACUAGACCAGAGGCCUGAAGCAUCUUCCACAAAAUAACCUGCUGUGCUUCAUGAGGGUACCGUUGGAUUAAUUAAACCUAAAUGCACAAACCAAAUAGAAAUUCACCUGGCACAUGGUGGAUACGUCUGUUUCCUUCCAGAAAGACAGCAAACCAAGGGAUUAAAAGACUUUUGUUGAGUUUGUUCAAAUAAUAUUUUUCCUCUAGGUAUACCUUUUUAUGAUGUUUUGAACUCUACCAAUAAUCAUUGAAACAUGGGGUCAGCAAUGGAGAUAGCAGACAUUACAGUUGUCGCACUUUAUUUUAUCCUUGUGCUUGCCAUUGGCGCCUUUGCCAUGUGGAAGGCCAAUCGCAGCACUGUAAGUGGCUACUUCUUGGCUGGCCGAACUAUGAACUGGGUGGUGAUUGGAGCAUCACUGUUCGUCAGCAACAUUGGCAGUGAGCACUUCAUUGGCCUGGCUGGUUCAGGUGCAGCAAGUGGCUUUGCUGUAGGUGCCUGGGAGUUUAAUGCCCUCCUUCUCCUUCAGCUCCUGGGAUGGAUAUUCAUCCCAGUCUAUAUCCACUCUGGGGUCUUCACCAUGCCGGAGUACCUCUACAAACGUUAUGGGGGCAAGCGGCUAAAGGUUUACUUUGCUAGCCUUUCCCUUUUGCUAUACAUCUUCACCAAACUCUCCGUAGACUUGUACGCAGGAGCUCUCUUCAUUCAGGAGUCCUUAGGCUGGCAUCUGUACCUGUCAAUCAUCUUGCUCAUCACCAUGACAGCACUGCUGACAGUAACAGGUGGUCUGGUUGCAGUGAUCUACACUGACACUCUUCAGGCAGUGCUCAUGAUCUCUGGAGCUUUGACCCUCACAGUCAUCAGCCUCGUCAAGAUUGGAGGAUUGGAAGGUGUCCGACAGAAGUACAUGCAGGCUAUUCCAAAUGUCACAGCCAUCCUCAUGCACCACAACUAUAGUUUUACAUACACCAACUCAUGUCGCAUUUAUCCAAAGCCUGAUUCCCUUAAGCUAUUACGAGGCCCUCUUGAUGAGGACAUCCCCUGGCCAGGGUUUCUUUUGGGCCAGACGCCUGCAUCCAUUUGGUACUGGUGUGCUGACCAGGUCAUAGUACAGAGGGUACUUGCUGCCAAAAACAUUGCCCAUGCCAAGGGCUCUACCCUUAUGGCAGGAUUACUGAAAAUUCUUCCCAUGUUCAUCAUAGUCAUUCCAGGGAUGAUCUCCCGGAUCAUGUUUGCCGAUGAGCUUGCGUGUAUUGGACCAAAGCACUGCAUGGCUGUGUGUGGCAGUCAAGCAGGAUGUUCCAACAUUGCCUACCCUCGACUGGUCAUGAGCAUAAUGCCAGUGGGCCUGCGGGGGCUGAUGAUGGCAGUCAUGAUUGCUGCACUCAUGAGUGACCUAGACUCCAUCUUCAACAGCGCGAGCACCAUUUUCACCCUGGACAUCUACAAGAUGGUGCGGAAGUGUGCCUCAUCCCGUGAGCUCCUAGUGGUGGGCCGACUGUUUGUGAUCUUCAUGGUGACCAUCAGCAUUGCUUGGGUGCCUGUCAUUGUUGAGAUGCAAGGUGGUCAAAUGUACUUGUACAUCCAGGAAAUGGCAGGAUACCUGACGCCACCCAUUGCUGCUCUGUUUCUGCUUGGUGUCUUCUGGAAACGCUGCAAUGAGACUGGUGCAUUCUGGGGUGGCCUGACUGGCUUUGUUCUGGGAGCCACACGUCUUCUCCUUGGCUUUGCCUUUCGUGAACCCCGGUGUACUGAGCCAGACGAACGCCCAGCUUUCUUCAGGCAAGUUCACUACAUGUACAUUGCUGCAGGGCUGUUCUGGAUCUCAGGCCUUGUGGCUGUGGUGGUUAGUCUUUGCACACCUCCCCCAAACAAGGAGAUGAUCCAGCGUACAACUGUCUGGGGGCUACGCAAUAUGGAAAAGCUAUUGGUGACUCAGCGGGAAGAGAUGUACAAGCUGACUAGUCCAGUCUACUGCAAUGGCAAUGUCAUGCCCCAGAAAGACCUGCCUCUGAGUGUCCAGAAAGAACGAUGUCUUGAUGAUGGGGCUGAUGUAAAGCUCCUCAUGCCUUCCCCAUGUGACCAGGUUUCUGCCACCCCUAGCAUAAAUGCACCCACUCCUGUGGAGGCAUAUAGCAAUGGGCGUGCAGCGCCAAUAGGGCAGGAGGAUAUUGGGCAAGGUGUGUUUGAAAAGAGCAUAUGUCUUUUUGAUUGGCUCUGUGGGUAUAAGGAGCAGUCUGCAGCUUCCACAGCCAAAGUCAUUGAAGAGGAUGAAAUCAUCAAGGUGAUGCUUUAUGAACCUCCCAAAGUCAAGCUUCUGCUAAACCUGGGCCUCAUAAUAGUUUGUUUGUUGGGAAUCUUUAUGUUUGUUUACUUCUCUCUGUAACAUGCUGAUAUUUCUCAUCAGACAGUGCACAAGGCAGCAUCUUUACUGUACAUGUACGUUUUGUUAUAAAAGCUAGUUUUGUUUUGUUUUGUUUUUUAAACCUCAAUGUCUCAAUAUCAGAUCGGCGAAUUAUUAAAUGUUCCAAAAGGUGUUGCGUCAAAGUGACCAAAAGCACUACUGAGACAUUGGGCCUUUAUUAUAUUAUUUCUUUUCAAGAGUAUGUAUUGUAGAAAUCUGAACUCUGCCUUAUUUAAUGUAAGCACUCCCUUAACUAAAAGCCGAGCAGGCCCCCAGCAUUUAUUUUUUGGGGGGAUCAUUUUGUAUCAGUGUGCACUUAGUGGGGUUGAGGCUGUCUAUUGUAUAAGCAUUUAUAGUUAUUGCUCCAUUAAGAUCUACUGAAUUUCCAAAAUUUGACAGCAGUGGUUAGUUUCUCAGAAUGUUUUGUACAGUCCUAAUAAUUGUUUGCAGAGCUAUAUGCCAUAACUAGUGUUGUGAAGUUUGUCUUGACUUACAUGCUAGAAUUAUCUUAACAGUACCUUUCUAAGUCUGAGUGAUCAGUAAUUUUAGCUAUAGACAUCUCAUGGUCAUGUAUUUUGUUGUAUCAGGCUGAAGGUCCUCAACCUCUAAGAGCAAUGUUUUGUGUACAAAGGUGUUCUGUAGAAACCACCAAAAUGCCUUCUCUUCAAGUAGGGAGAAUAAACUUCAAAAAGCACAUCCUCAUUAUUUUGGGGAUUUGAUCAUGUGUGAAGGUGACCAAUGUCUCAACAGUCUUGUAAUCGACGCAAAUGCAUACCAUUUGCAUACCAACAGUGCAGCCUGUUUUCCUAAGGAUACCUAAGGAUAUCAAAUGGUUUGCUUCCUCAGGACAAAUAUUGGCCAGAAGCAGCUGAAUUUGAGUAAUAUGUGAAUGCAUGUGAUGGUAUCCCAAAAUGUGUUGACUAAGACCCUGGGAUAUCCAAUUUUGAUUGCUAUGCAAAAUAAUAUUUAGUUCUUCUAGAGGAAGACUUUAAUUUGUGGUUGCAGGAACAGGCAUUGUCUGUUCUACUGCUUCAGAAUGCACUGUUUUGCAGAUGUUGGUUAUUGACAAAUGAAGGUAAGAAGGGUAGGUAACCAAAGAUGACAGUUUUGUAGUUGGAAUGUGUGUGUGUGUGUGUGUGAUAUAUAAAAUAUAACCUUUGUGUGUCACAGCUGGAUGCUUUUUCCCCUCCUGGUUGUGCGGUUCAAUGUUGGCAGUACAAAUAUCUCCCAGCUCCAAUUGGAAUGUAACUGUUUUAAACAUUAAAUAUCAAGUGGUACUGCCAAAACUGAAUGGAUUUCUGGUCAUGUUUUAACAAAGGAUGAUAGGAUGCUUUUGAUAUUUUUCCCAUUCAUCUACUAUUAAUUGCCACCUAAAAAGGUCUGUGUUGGCCCACAGACAUUAGUCCUGAAGGUCCAUAUGGGACACUAUGGUUAAAUGAAAGUUAGAGAAAAUGUAUACCUAGGUAUGGUCCACCAGAAACGUGAUUAAAUGGCAAAAAUGUGUGUACUUUUAUUUAUCAGUGAUCUCAAAUGUAUGAAAAUGGAAAAUAAAAAGAUUUAAAUGUUUUGCUUGUAUUUUUAUUGUUCUUAAGAUAAUGGGUUAAUCUAUAAAUGGGGCUGUUUUAUUUCUUGAAAAUAUUCAUUAAAACAUGCCCAAGCUGACCCUGUUUAUUUUAUUGAUUAGCCUGAUAUUUGCCAAUAUUUCUGAUUGGCAGUUUGGUGAACUGUGUCACUUGGACAGGAAUCUACUACUGUAACACAACUCUCUGGGCUUUAGCAGAAACUGGCAAUGGUAUAUUCCAUGAUAACAUAUGUAUGUGAACUUCACAUAUUUCUAAUUUUUUUUUUUUCCAAAGCAGUUGUUCAAGUAAGUGACAGAAUGAAAGCAUCCAAAUGCUACAUUUCUACUUACAUUGUUGCUGGGGGGAGGGGGUCUUGGAGAGGGAGAAUAAAAUCAAAUCCUUAAAUUCCCUUAGAAUAUAAGGUUUUUUGAUUCUUUAUUUUUUAAUAUAGCCUAAGAGGUAGGCUGAGGGUCUGUCUGAGAACAUACAUGAGGAGAGACUGAAGCAUUGCAUUGUUAGGAUCAUCUUAACAGAGCGAGAGAGUUCAAUAUGAUUCUCCCUCUAUCUUUUAAAGUUAUCUCUGUUCUAAUGCCUUUGGGAAGCAUUGGUCCUUGAAAUUGACCUUCAUUUUUUUCAUACCCACUUCCUGCCUGAAGAGUGCAGCUAUGUUUAUCGCAACCAACUCAUUUGCACUGGAGAUCCAUCUGGCUUGGUCUGUCAUAAAUAAUGGUUAAUUCUUUUUUUUUUUUUUUUUUGCUGUGUCAAAUCUUUUCCUUUUAUUGUGCUCUCUUUGGUUCUUAUGAAGUCUAAAUUCGCUGGGACCCUUUGUAGACCUUCCAUUGGGGCACAAGGCUGUGCUUUUUUCAUAUGUUUGUUUUUCAUUUUAGUAUUUUUUCUUUGGCUGGUUUUAGUUGACUGCAAAAUCAUUGUAAUUUGUAUUUGAAUUUUAUAUUGUUUUACAUUAGUAUUUAUAAAACCAAAUGUGUCUUUAAGAUGGUUUGUUCUUUUGAACUUACAUUUCAGAGUGAUGAACAAUGCAUUUACCAAUGUUUAUAUUCCCAAUAACUUAAAAAAGGUCUAGAUCACUGCAUUUGCUGAAUCAUGGAACAAGGGUCUUGUACAGCUGUAUGCCUUAUAGGCUGGUACGUGUUUUGCUUUCCAGUCCUGUGCACCUUCACUGUGUUGCUGAAAUCGAGUCAUCAAAAUUGCAGAGCUCACACAGUGAGCUUGAUGCUUUAAAUCACUUGUUUGUUCAACUAUCAAGAAGUAGAUGUAAAUAUUCGCUAUUUUAAAAAAAUAAAGGAAAAUUUGAGAUGGA
This is a messenger RNA of Electrophorus electricus (electric eel), 5929 nucleotides long. RefSeq names its product solute carrier family 5 member 3b (gene slc5a3b). NCBI's taxonomy places the organism in Eukaryota, Metazoa, Chordata, Actinopteri, Gymnotiformes, Gymnotidae. The record is from RefSeq and is a predicted model, not a curated record. Gene Ontology annotation, cellular component: plasma membrane. Gene Ontology annotation, biological process: transmembrane transport; myo-inositol transport; inositol metabolic process. Gene Ontology annotation, molecular function: D-glucose:sodium symporter activity.